Messenger RNA from Harmonia axyridis, 1557 nucleotides. RefSeq names its product endoplasmic reticulum lectin 1. Gene Ontology annotation, cellular component: endoplasmic reticulum lumen. The record is from RefSeq and is a predicted model, not a curated record. Bases 137 to 1543 code for a protein of 468 amino acids. The transcript has a single exon. Gene Ontology annotation, biological process: retrograde protein transport, ER to cytosol; endoplasmic reticulum unfolded protein response. Lineage: Eukaryota; Metazoa; Arthropoda; Insecta; Coleoptera; Coccinellidae.
AGCUGAGCUCGUAAACCUAGAAAUAUAUUUGACAGAUAAGGAACAAAUAAUAAUAAUAUGUAUCUUAUCUUUAAAAAAAUGUAAAUAAUUAUUAUAUACUAGAUAUCAGGUCUGAAUAUUAAGUGUUGAAAGAUACAUGAACCAAAUAAUGUUUAAGUAUUUCGGUUACAUAUUUAUAAUUUUGUUUCUUUUACAAUUUGAUUAUUAUUUUGCUCAACAUUCUAUUAGAGGGUUUGAUGACACUGUCCUCUUCGAUAUCAAUUGGGUCGGUAACAAUCCCCCUAAUUUAGAAUUAGAAAAUACAGAAUCAAUGAUAGUUACCUCGUCACAUCAAGAAAAAUUCAAAUGUUAUUUGCCCAAAAUUCAAGAAAAAAACAGUAAAGAGGGGCAAGAUAAAUACGAAGGCCCUUCUGCUUUGGAACUGAUUACUCCUCUGUUUAGUCAGUCCUUGUGUUCAUAUAGAUUAGAAUCUUAUUGGACAUAUGAAGUUUGUCAUGGGAAAUUUGUGAGGCAAUAUCAUGAAGAUCGUGAAGGAAAAAAAUCAAAACUUCAAGAAUAUAUUUUAGGCAAAUGGGAUGAAGAAGAACACAAAAAGUUAGUGAAGGAACAUCUACAAAGUGAAAAUGAAAACAUCCAAAUUCCAGUUAAAAAAAUUGAGAAUGUUAAUUUACCAUAUAUAGAAAUUUAUAUGGGAAAUGGAACAAUAUGUGAUUUGAACAAUAACAAGCCCCGUGAAAUAAGAGUACUUUAUGUGUGUUAUGCUCAUGGGAAACAUGAUAUAUAUUCUUUAAAAGAAACAUCAACUUGUCAAUAUGAAAUAAUAAUACUUUCACCACUCUUAUGUUCUCAUCCAAAAUACAAGCCAAAAGAUAGCGGAGAACACUCAAUAAAUUGUACACCAAUCGAAAGUAGUAUAACAAAACCAUAUAAUUUGGUGAAGUUAAAGGCUGAAAGUAAUCAACUCAGAAAACAAUCUCAAUUUGAAGGUAUAAGAAUUGAAUUAAUCGAUAUAACGCAAAGGGAAACCUUAAGUCCACCUGAAAAUGCAAUCACAGAUACAUCUCCUGUAGAGAAUUUUUUGGCAGGAAAGAACUGUUUGUCUGGAGGAACUGGUUGGUGGAGAUAUGAAUUUUGUUAUGGAAAAUCCAUUACACAGUAUCACAUUGAAAAAGAUGGGACUAAAGUAUCUAUCAAUUUGGGAGUUUUCAUAAAGGAUAAACAUUUAGAAUGGUUAAAGGAACAUCCACAUAAAAGACCUAAACCAAUCUCUCAACGAAAGGUGCUGUCUCACUUUUAUUCAAAUGGAGAAAUUUGUGAUAAGACUGGAAAACCAAGACAGACCGAAGUGAAACUUAAAUGCUUGGAGAAUGCUUCUAAUCUAAAUGCUGUUUCUCUUUAUCUGUUAGAACCAAAAUAUUGUGAAUAUAUUCUAGGUGUAGAAUCUCCUUUGAUAUGUAGAAUUCUAUCUAGAGUUGAUGAAAAUGGACUUGUACCCUUAAAUCCAUUAGAUAAUGUAGAUGGUGCUGGUGUUAUUGGUGAAUAAAUUGUUCCAUUUUA